Molecule: messenger RNA, 2318 nt
Organism: Esox lucius (northern pike)
Lineage: Eukaryota; Metazoa; Chordata; Actinopteri; Esociformes; Esocidae
Gene: cldn12
Product: claudin 12
Exons: 3
Coding region: 148-1200 (350 amino acids)
Cellular component (GO): plasma membrane
Source: RefSeq, a predicted model, not a curated record
UCAACGGAAAUGAGUGCGCGCUCUCGCAGAGAAUGGGCAGGGAAUAAACAGCUCAAACACAAACAAACCGGAAUGCCUACGAUUUCCGUGUAACAUUACAACAAUAUAAGGAAGUCCUCUUGACAUCACUUCCUUCCUGCAGCAACUAUGUCGUGCCGGGACAUUCACGCCACAAAUGCUUUCUCCUUCAUCAUUGCCUUCCUCUCGGUGGGAGGCAUCACGGUGGCGGCUCUAAUCCCACAGUGGCGAGUGACACAACUCGUCACCUUCAAUAAGAACGCCAAGAACGUCAGCGUUUACGACGGCCUGUGGGCUAAGUGUGUGAAACAAGAUGGCUACUCCGGCUGCUACUACUAUGACUCUGAGUGGUACUCUAAAGUGGAUCAGCUGGACCUGAGACUACUCCAGUUCUGCCUGCCAACAGCCCUGAUGUUUGGCUGCCUGGCCCUGUUGCUGUGCAUGGCAGGCAUGUGUAAGACCUGCUGCUGCUCUGACAAGCCUGAAGGGGACAUCAAGAGCAUCCGCUUCCUGGUCAACAGCCCUGGCUGCCACCUGGUGGCCGGCAUGUUCCUGUUCCUGGGGGGGGGCAUUUCCAUGGCGCCCUCCGUGUGGUUCCUGUUUCGGACCAAGGAGAUGAACAUCAAGUACGACCACAUCUUCUCAGACGGCUUCGCGGUCUACAUUGCCAUUGGUUGUUCAGGCGGCCUCUUUUUCGCUGCCCUGUUGAUGUUCAUGUGGUACUGCAUGUGUAAAAAGCUGCCCUCUCCCUUCUGGCUGCCUCUACCCACCCUGCCCAACUCCAUCUCCACCCAGCCCCUUACAGCUAACGGAUACCCCUCCCCUGUUUACGCCCCGCCUCAGUCGUUCCCGCAGACGUUCCCUCCACAGAGGUACGCCCCCACCGUGAUGGACGUCCAGGCAUAUGCGCCCCCCCAGGGCUACCCCCAGAGCGUGGCUCCCCCUGCCCAGCCGCCCCAGGUCUACAUGUCCCAGGUGUCAGCCCCUGAUGGCUACGGGUCCGAGGUGGGGGUGAACCAGGCCUACAGCUACGCCCCGUCCCAGAGUUACGCCCCGUCUCAGGUGGGGUACGCCCCGUCUCAGGUGGGCUACGCCCCCAGCUAUUCAGGCCCGCGCUACUCCACACGAUCACGCUUGUCUGGCAUUGAGAUAGACAUCCCUGUCCUAACACAAGGACUCUGAGGAAGGGAGACUGAUGCAGGCUCACACUGAGGCGUCUCCAGCCAUGAAGGACAGUGUCAGUCUGCACUACUAGUUCUACUGUGUCACCCAACCUAACACUGCACUGCUGGAGAAAAUGUAGUAUCAUGAGUUACAUUCAGGCUUCAUGACCGAGAAAAGAAACAUAUUAGUGCCCCCUCAUGAAGUGGGAUCCAGUUGUUUCUAAAUCCAUAGUUGGAUGUCUUGUCUACAUGCAAGGCUGUCUAGUAUCGCCGCACUAAUGUCUGUUGCUUCUGAGAUUUGAACCACUAAAAAAUGAACCAAUCUUUAUGUAGUUAGAUUUUUAAAAGGACACUUACUAAUGUUUUGUAAUUUGCCUACUACCUUGUCUCGUUUGUUAUCAUUGAAAACAUUCACUAAUGGUUGUGCCUUGUUUAGAGGAGCCUUGUUUGUUUAUCCAUUAUCUUGUUUGUUGUGUUAGAUGAUGGGAAUACUUUAACUGGUUAGAGAGGCUUUUCUUAUUAUAGUCCUAUACACAUUUAAUUCUGGCGUUGGAUGCAUUUCAUAUAUUAUUGGAAUGUUAUUCACAUCAUGAUGCCACUGUAACACUGUAUAUCGUGUAGGUAUGUGUAUAUCAGGUGGAGUGGAAAACAGCACAUCUAUGAAGCCAUUGCGAUAGCGCUGAAACAGGCCACACAUUCAAGCUCUGUGCUUGUCUUCUACUAAGACCAUAGGAAAGUAAAUGACCCUCAGGUACAGUACCCCCAACUGUUUGUUUUGGGUUCGAGUGAGGGAGUGUCUACACGGAGCAGUACAAGCGAAAGCUAAACUAGCCUGGUUUCCACCUCAUUUGUCAUCUACCACUACGCUGCAAUAUCAAUUUCCAUUGGCGAUGCUGGAUCUAAGGGGGUCACAAAUUAAUGAAUUGCACUGUGCAUAUUGUUAACACUAUCUGUAGACAACGGUUCCUGUCACAUUCGAUCACUUAUUUUUUUUACCAAGCAAUACAUUUUAGCCCUAAAUUACCUGACAUGCUACCUGUUGCGGUACUGUAUUUAUAGUACAGUCAACGGUGCUUGUCUGGCUGUAAAAUGUCUUUGUUCACUGGGAUUGUUUUCAAUAAAACUUUGUUAAUCGAA